This is a messenger RNA of Wickerhamiella sorbophila, 666 nucleotides long. Its product is annotated as Casein kinase II subunit beta-2. The transcript has a single exon. Bases 1 to 666 code for a protein of 221 amino acids. NCBI's taxonomy places the organism in Eukaryota, Fungi, Ascomycota, Dipodascomycetes, Dipodascales, Trichomonascaceae. The record is from RefSeq and is a predicted model, not a curated record. Gene Ontology annotation, molecular function: protein kinase regulator activity. Gene Ontology annotation, cellular component: cytoplasm; protein kinase CK2 complex.
AUGGAAAUGGAAACGGAUUUGGAGGAUACAUGGAUUGCGAAUUUCUUGGGUACCAAGGGGAACGAGUAUUUCUGUGAGGUUGAUCCAGAGUUCAUUUUAGACAGGUUCAACCUGACAGGGUUGAACGCCGACGUCCCCAACAUCCACGACGCCAUCGAUGUGGUUACCGGCUCGUCUGAUGUCAAUAUGGACGGUUUGAACGCAGAAGAGGAGCAGCAGCUCGAUGCGAGCGCUCGCCAUCUCUACUGCCUUGUUCACGCCAGGUUUAUUCUCACGACUCGUGGAUUGUACAAAAUGAUGCUCAAAUACCAAGAGGGCGACUUCGGCCGCUGUCCCCGUGCUCUGUGUCGCUCACAUAUUCUCCUCCCUAUCGGUCUGCAGGACGUCCCUAAUAUCUCAAGCGUAAAGCUCUACUGCCCAAAAUGUGAGGAUAUCUACAACCCCAAGUCCAGUAGGCACGCUAACAUCGACGGUGCUUACUUUGGAACGUCUUUCCCCGGCAUGUUUUUCCAAGUUUAUCCGAAACUGCUUCCAAGGCACAGCGAGGAGCAGUUUUGUCUCAAAAUUUUCGGCUUCAAAAUCCAUGACCAUGCUGAGCACUGCCGUUGGCAACAAAAGCAACGCGACGAGCUAGAAAAACGUAUCGCAGACAAGCCAACCUCAUAG